CGACCCAAGAUGCUUGCCGACACGCAUUGGACAUGUAUCGUGUUCUAGAGGCAAAGGGUGAGUUGCGCCUCAAUGAUUUCCUAUAUGACAACGUUGACUGCGGUCGGCUGUGGGAGUUGGGUGGCCAGCAAGGCAGGAGGAGAACGCCAGUCGCCCAGGAUGAUGCAAGGAGGGAUCCUCGAUGGGGUUGGGUGCCAUCUGCAGUCCCAUUUGGAUAUGGCCGUGUCAACAUGCAAGUGCGUGAUAUCAUGGGCAAUGUGUGGAGCGCGCAUUAUGUGAAUGGCAUGUUUUCGUUCCGUCAUUUCGACAGAGAAGCAACUGUAGAGGAAAAGGAAGCGAUGAGAUGCAGGCCACGCGAUGCACGCAUUUCUGACCCGCCACUCGGCAAUCCUGUCGAGUUGGCCCUCGCUGAAGGGAAGGUGUUUACUGCAAUGCGGAAGGAUGUCGUCGCAGCCAGUAACAUUGCGGCGCAUGUGAUUCAAGAAGGGCAGUUGUACCAGCAUGUGGCCCGUGACAUGUACGGGUACCAUGUCAACUGGGUACCUGGUUCUUUGCAUCCAACAAUUGUUGAUGGCAAAGUGACACUGGCAGCAAGGAUGCAAUCCGGGAGGGCAGAGAAGAAGAAGAAGCAGUGCACGUCAAGGCUGCCUCGUCAUCCCAGGAGUCCCACAAAAGCAAAAGGCAAAGAAAACGUUGUCCCACGGAGAAGCGAGACUCCCAAAGCAGCCGUUGCCCCAUCUCCUAAGCGCAGACGCCGCCCGGGGAUGGCAGCAUUGGCAGAGAUUCGGCAACUCCAACGAUCUACUAACUUGUGCAUCGCUUUGAGGCCAUUUAUGAGGGUAGUGGGCGAGAUCGUCGAAACAGAUAUCGCACCGGGGGAGUCUAUGAGGUUUCAGAUGAGCGUCAUAUCUGCGUUGAUGGAAGCGGCGGAAGCAUAUCUCAUCAACCAUUUCGAGAGAACGAACAUCAUUGUUAUCCACUGCAAGAGGGUGACGAUCCAGCUGAAGGACCUGAGGCUGGUUGAUAACUUGUCCAAGGCUCGCUGGGAAUACAGAUACCAAGGCAUUACCGACGAGCAGAAGAGAGCAGAAAAGCUACGACAGAUGAAUGCUGCAAGGCAAGAGGAGAGAGAUGCGCGGGCGGGGAAGGGUCUGUCAGGGAAGACAGCAGCAGCACGCAAAGGCGGUGACACUCCAGCGGCGUCAUCGAAGAGGAAAGGAGCCCCGCGUAAAGGCAAUGCAGCAAAGAAAAGCACGAGAUAAGAACACAGUAAAGACUGCAGUGAGAC
This is a messenger RNA of Chara braunii, 1288 nucleotides long. The record is from the annotation of a GenBank genome assembly. NCBI's taxonomy places the organism in Eukaryota, Viridiplantae, Streptophyta, Charophyceae, Charales, Characeae.